UACCGGCAAGUGUUCUCGCAGAAAGACGUGCAUUUCCACCACCUGUAAAAGAGCUGAGAGAUUUCAUUUGGGUCUAAUUCGCAAGAGGCACAUAUUACCACAGCCUCUGCAAUUCCCAGCCAUUCACUCUGGUGUGUCCGCUGCUGUUGCUACAACAUCUCAUUCGCGCACUCCCAGAAGAUAAACUUCAGAGGUGUUCUCUGAAAGUGAAAGACAUUCCCAGCAUCAAUUGAAAGUGUUCUUGUUUUCCAUUUAAAAUUCUUUUAAAGAAAAGAAACUCUUCUUUUUUUUAUUAAAUAAAAUUAAAUUAUUUCGACAAUCAAAAUUAAGUGUAGCGUGACGAGAUUGUGCCAAUAGUAAUUUUUUUUUGGAUGAGUUUCUUGUGAUUUUCACAAGAAAAAAAACGAGUCAUUAGUGCGUCCAGGAGGGAUUUUAUUGCACCACGGAUUUUUUCGAGUAUCACACGCACAAAAAAAUAUAUAGAGUGAAGAAAGCUCCAACACACACUACUGGUGAAACUCUCGAGAUAAAAUAAUUCAUGAAAGAAACAAGCAACUGAAAAGGUGUGGAAAGAUUAGUGAAAAUGCAUAAGUUUUGAAUUUCAUUUCUGCAACUUCCUGAAAUUCAUUCAACCAUUUGUGUGGUACUUUUUUUUCUGGAAUUCCGACCGUGAGAUUUUCAUUCUUUUCUCUGGGUGACAAACAUUUCAUCCACAAUGUUUCCGUCGCCCCGUGGAGGAAUGCGAUCUUCUAUGUACCUGCUACUAGUCAGCGUUCUGUGCGCCCUUAUUCACACGACCGGAAGUACAGCCGGUAAUCGUGUAGUGUGCUACUAUACAAAUUGGUCAGUGUAUCGUCCGUCGACGGCAAAGUUCAAUCCACAGAACAUCAAUCCAUAUCUCUGUACACAUUUGAUCUACGCCUUCGGCGGCUUCACCAAAGAUAACGCCCUUAAGCCCUUCGACAAGUACCAAGACAUCGAACAGGGGGGCUAUGCCAAAUUCACUGGGCUAAAGACUUACAACAAGAAUCUAAAGUGUAUCCUGGCCAUAGGUGGUUGGAAUGAGGCCUCGUCUCGUUUCUCGCCACUCGUUGCGAGCCCCGAGCGGAGGCAGCAAUUUGUGAGGAAUACCAUUAAAUUCCUCCGGCAGAAUCACUUUGAUGGCUUGGAUCUCGAUUGGGAAUAUCCAGCUUUCCGAGAUGGUGGCAAACCACGGGAUCGUGAUAAUUAUGCGCAAUUUGUGCAGGAGAUGCGUGAGGAAUUUGAUCGGGAAUCUAAGAAGACUGGACGACCGCGACUCUUGCUCACAAUGGCUGUUCCAGCGGGUACGGAAUACAUUGAGAAGGGUUACGAUAUCCCAAGGCUCAACAGAUAUCUCGAUUGGUUCAAUCUUCUAACUUACGACUACCACAGUGCUUUUGAACCAGCAGUUAAUCACCAUUCUCCAUUGUAUUCUCUACAAGAAGACGAUGAGUACAACUUCGAGGCUGAACUCAAUAUUGACUACACGAUAAAGUUCUACCUCAAUCAAGGAGCUGAUAGGGAUAAAUUGGUUGUGGGAAUUCCAACGUAUGGACGGUCCUAUACUCUCUUCAAUCCCGAUGCAACUGAUAUUGGUUCCCCAUCCGACGGUCCUGGCGCUCAGGGUGAUGCAACACGAGAGAAGGGUUAUCUGUCCUACUAUGAGAUCUGCCAGAUGAUUAAAGAUGAUCCAGACUGGACAGUAAUUCAUCCCAAUGAUAAGGCAAUGGGUCCAUAUGCAUUUAAAGGCAAUCAAUGGGUCGGCUAUGACGAUGAAUCUAUUGCUCGUCGAAAAGCUGAGUAUGUUGUGUCAAAUGGACUAGGAGGAAUAAUGUUCUGGUCUAUAGACAACGAUGACUUCCGUGGAAGUUGUACUGGAAAACCCUAUCCGAUCAUUGAAGCAGCUAAAGAAGCACUAUACGUUAGUUUAGGCUCCAGCGACAAUGACGUAAUAACGCAAACUCACAAGAAAACUACAAAUCGCCCACGUAAUCGCCCGGCACAUAGGAAUCGCAUUGCUGAGGAGGAUGAUCGCAAUGUAAUUAUACGAACAACAAACCGACGUAAACCAGGUCACCGGAAGAGGACUAGUACGACAACCACAACGACAACGACAACCACCACCACACCAGAACCUAUUCAGGAAUAUUCUUUGAUGCGAACUAGCACAACGCCUGCACCUCCAACCACUCCAGACCCAGGAAGUGACUUCAAGUGUGAAGACGAAGGAUUUUUCCCACAUCCACGGGACUGUAAAAAAUAUUUCUGGUGCUUGGACAGUGGACCAUCACAGUUGGGAAUUGUAGCACAUCAAUUCACUUGCCCUUCAGGGUUGUUCUUCAAUAAGGCUGCUGAUUCAUGUGACUACGCAAGAAAUGUUAUUUGCUCCAAACCUAAAGCUUCAAGUUCUACAAGUUCGUCUUCCACCACCACAACUACAACAUAUGCUCCCCCUUCAUCAACAACUAAGAGGUCACCCAUAACAGCAGCAACAAGCAAGUACACCUUUCUAAGAACUUCCUCAACAACAACAACAACAACUCCAGAACCAGUCUAUGAUGACGAUUACGAAUACGACGAUGAGGAGGUUCAAGAUGAAAGAGGCAAUGCUGAAACAGAUGAUGCAGAAGAUCCCAAAGUGAUCAAAGAAUUGAUUGAUCUGAUAAAGAAAGCAGGUGGUUUAGAUGAAUUGGAGAAGCAAUUGCGCACUCAGAAUGUCGACAGUCCUCAGGAAAGUGUCACAACAACUGCGGCCAGUAUAAGUAAAUCCCUCUACGAUAAGAUCCUAAGCAGGGCAUCAAGCAGUAACCUCGAGUCAUUUAAGAAUCGCUUUAGUGAAAGUGAAAACAAGGUCAGAAGCACGUCUUCUCAGAAGUACACUCCAGUUAUUAGAAAUUCCCGACCUGGCCCACAAAAUGCUGGUGUUGACAAAUUGCCAGAGUUUGAAGGAUUCCUCCGGGAAAAGCCACAAUAUGUUACAAUAAGUCGUCCAAGGGCUACACAGUCUACGGAAGAGUUGGAGAUCACUGGCCUUGAUGAAAGUUACCCAGAAGCACCAAGAACCGAUCCCACCUUCGUAAGGCACACAAUUCCACAACAAACCUACGUCAAUAUUCAGAGGAAUCGUCAUAGAAAUCCCAUCAGUGAUGAUAUUGAAAUAGAGGACGAAGAAGAUGAAAAUGAUGAGAAUAGUUACAGUCAAAGAAUGAGCCCAACUAGUGAGCGGUCAACACCAAACUCUCAGUAUGUUAGCAUUAGGAGGACUUCAACAUCAGUGGCUCCAGAGGAGGUUGAAACGGAAGCACCAUUCAUAAAUGCAAUCAACAGGUACAAAAUCCUGUCGAGGACAGCGGAAACAACGACCUAUAGCGCCCUGGCACCAGAUGUGAACCAAUUGGCGGAGAAGGAAGAAGAAGAGCCCCAGGAGAUCACGAUUCCAACGACAGCGUCAACGAGUACAACAACCUCGGUACCAAGCACUUCUGCAUAUUAUAGCACCCCAAGACAUUUUAACAUUGCAGAAACAGCAACAACAUCGACACAAUUACCCAUAGAUAUAUUCACGACAACUACACAAGAUUACUCGUGGACAGAGGGGGUAACGGCACCGGAAACCAUAUUUAUAAUUCGUAAAACAACAGAAACACCCUUCUCGUCGACUUUCACUCCAUCAACUACUAACCCGGUUGAUUUUCUAACCACUGGCUUUGUAGUUGAGGGUAGCACUUUUGGUAGUAAUGCUUUUGAUCCCGAAACAACUCUGGCCACGGAAGUGCGUGGUGAGAGUGUACCUGCCGAUGAGGAAUACCAGGUAACCCGGAAGCGGGUUGAGGUAAAUGAAGUGAGACGUUUGGAUGAGGAACAUCCAUCGACGUCCACAAUCUCACCACCUAGGAACUUCCUAGGCAUAUCCCAUCGCCGCAUUCGACCAAUAAAGCGUGUUACAUCAACAGAGGGACCCUCUGUGGUGAUUGCAUCUUCAGUGAGCGACUAUGUGACACAAGCGCCGGGUAGUCAGGAGAGAAAGGUGAGUUUCAGACAGCGCGGUAGAUUACGUGGAAAUUCUCCUGUUCCAAAUCCCCAAAUUCAAUCCACAUCAUCACCCGCUGACCAUUAUUCACCUGCACUGUUGUUUUCACAAUCUUCCUCUUCCCCUCCGGAAUAUACGAGAGACUCUUCCACUGAACGUCAGAGAAUCUACCGCGGUAGGCAAAGGUAUAACAUCCGCGGGGAACCAUCAACUGUUGCCCAAGAGAAUUUCCUCGCAAGCGAAAAGACUGCUCCACCGAGAAGAAAUUUCAGGCCAAGAAAUGAAGUGCCAAAUGUACAGAAUGUUGAAAUAUCAACUCCAGGUACUCCAGAUCGUAAGAGAAUCGUUUCACGCAGACGACGUCCUGUAACCACCACUAUCCCGACAACAACGACAACGACAACAACUGAAGCUACAACAACACCAGAAAUCCAAACGCAUAUUCCAUUAGAUCCCAUCAAUCGAUUCCAAAUCUUUCAAUCGGCGAAAGAUUCUCGGAGUCAUGAGGAUUCCCCGAUUGUCCGGGUUGUGGUACAAACAACACCACAGCCACCGGUUGAGGAGGAAUAUGUCUUUGUGACCAAACCUUAUUCUUUCAGAAGUUUUGACGACAACAGUCUUAGUUUUGGUAGCUCAAGAAGGAGCAAAGGAGAUCAAGUGGGGGAGGCUACAAAAACUGGUCCAAGUUACAGAGAUUCGCGGAUAAUUCGUCCUUUUAUUGGGGAACCCCUUGAUCCUCCAAGUGAGGAAUUCACCUCAACGACUGAAGUAUCUUCAACUGAAACAGAAAGUUCGGAGAUAACUUCUGAAUACACUACACCAUCGAGUUCAGAGUAUGCAGAAACAUCAUCUGAGGCUCCUGUAACACGAUUCCCAUCACGAGGUAGAAAUCGUUUUAGCAGUGAGACAAGGAUUUCAAAUAGGAGACGUACAUCAACAGAGAGAAGUUCUGAAAAUGUUUCUUCAACUGAAAAUACACGAUAUGUUGUUCGAAGAAGAAGACCUGUAGUUUCAGCAACUACCCAAGAGGAAGCUACAACAGUUUCACAGAGAAUUCGAAAUAGAAGGCCACCUCAGCGAACAACUGUUGAAAAUGUUGAGGGAAGUUCAAUCAGCUCAACAGAAUCGAUUGCAGCUGUUUCAGAAGAAACUGUUGGAGUAAGGAAUCGAAUUAGAGGCCGAAGGCCUAUUUCUACAGAGAGAAGAGACUCAAUUGAAUCUUCAUAUGUGCCAAUCAAGAGACGUCCUAGUCAAGUUGAAGCUUCGACGCAAAACUCCGAUGAAUCUUUGAAUUUCAGAAGAAAAUUAGUGAGAAAACGCCCAGUGCAAAGAUUAGAAGUGUCUUCUGCUGAGACACCAAGAGUUGAAGUGGAAGUUUCUAGUCAAACUCCCGAAGAAGGUGAUACUUCUGAACGUCAAAGGUAUAGAAAAGUAAUUAGAAGACUGAGACCAAGAACAAGAACCACAUCAACAACCACAACAAAAGCACCAGUAACAACUGAAGAAAGCUACGAAGAAGGAGUCUCCACGACGACACAUGGAGCUUUUCAACAUAUUGAGGCCGACAAUGGUAGAACACACAGUCUCAAAGUUGAAGAAACGCCAGAGGAAGUUAGAGAAGAUGAAGAUGUCACUACAUUAGCUGCGCCAACAACCACAACCUUCCGUCGAGGUAAGGCACAAAAUAUUGAAAAACUCUAUGUGACCAUCAAUCGUGGAGCCUCUGUGGAGUCUACAACAGAAUUAUCCAAUGAAGUAGAAGAUGUUGUAGAGGAAGAAGUCACAAAGAUUGAGAAGGAAGAAGUGAAAUCUACGACUGAAAGGUACACUCCACGUUAUAGGGGCACUUACAGAUCUAGAAGGCCAGUAGUAUUUACAUCAACAGUUCCUGCAGAAUUAACCGUAGCUACUCCCAGACCAUUUAUUCCUCGUCGAUACAGUAGCCGCGUUCCGGAGACAAAGGAGCAGGUAAGUGAAGAAGCUACACCUCGCGUGCGUCCAUUGAAUUUUGCUGGAAGUGCGGGAACACGCUUCCGGAAUACAUAUCGUGCCACAACCACGACCUUAGAAAGUAUUCGUGGAGGGUAUCGAACUGAAGGUCGUGAUGAAUCUCGGUCUGAAAUAGUGGAGAGUGAAGAAGUAACUAAAAGUGAGGAGGUUACUGAAAAGCUUCCUGAGCAGGAAAAUGUGGAGAUUACUCAGGAAGUGAUAUCUGACGAGGAUAAUAUAGAUCAUGAGGAAAAUUCUGUAGAGCGGACGUCUUCACGUCCAACUUACCAAACAAUUGAUAGAUCCAACGUCCAUCCUGCUUCGAGAAAGUUUGAAACUUCCACACCCACCCUUAGGAAGCCUUCUAGAACAUUCGAUAGACGCUAUCCUGUGGCAAGUAGUACAACGGAGGCCACCACAUCGGAGGCUACCCAGAAUGAGGGUAUCCGUGAACGCACGCGUAAGCUGUUUACAGCAAAAAGUAAAAAGUACAAUACACCAGUAGUUAGUAAUGUAAAUGCAGUAGAUGAGGGAGGUGAUAACGUUGGGGAAGUCACAACAGAUACAUCACAUAACACUGAUAACAGCCCACAAGACACCACGGAAGUUGUAAAUACAAGUACAGUACAGGAUACUGAGACAACAACAACCACAUACACUGAUGAUGAUGAGGAGAGUUUAAUUAAUUCGAACCAAUUACAGGGUGGAACACACAUUUUCCGGCCAGCUUUCAGAAGGAAAACCACAACAACAACCACCACAACCGGCCGCCCAACAACACUCCAUCAUGUGUUUGCCAUUGACUAUGAUGACACCACUACGAGCUCUGGUAGCAGCACCCCGAUUCCAGCAACAAAUGGUACAGAACGAAAGGAAGAAGAGUCUGCCGAGGAGAUUAGUCAACGAUUAGAGAAGCUUGUGGAGGUGAAUCGGAUAGUUGAGAUUUACUCCAAGCAGGAUAAUGUUCGAAUUGAGGGGAAUUCCUCUGAACCGAAGACGCUGCAGAGUACGGAUUUGCGCGUGGAGCAAAUCCCAACGUUAGACAAAUUGGGGGAAGUGAGUCGAUUGACGCUGAUAAAGCUUGUUGAUCACAAUGUGUCCCAUCAUGAGAAUAACACUGAUACACCCAGAGAAGCAAAAUCCCGCCAAAUUCUUUCACCUGAAUACAUUUUUAGCGUUGAAACAUCAACUAUACCCCUAGAGGGGCUCUUCAGGCAAGAAAGUGAGCGUCAAGCCAAGAAUAUCGUUCUCACGGCUGAAGAAGAUGGAAAGAAAUUGAAUAUUGUCUAUGCCACGAGCAUAGGGGGUUCCAAGAGAUCUACUGCCUCACCCUUUACCAGCUAUGGCACAGAAAGUACAACGGAUAAUGAGAUUGAGGCAACGACUGUUCUACCUCUGACGACCACAUUUAAACCGAAUCGUCCUCAGCUGCUGAGGCCAAACUUCCGUCGUCCAACGUAUAAUCCCCGAACCAGGAGCACGGUGACCACGCCAAAAUCCACAGCAACCACAGAGAAGGCAACACUGAGCAGUGCUUCGUCCACAACAGCUCGAACGUUUCUGCUGCGCCGGGGAUCGCGACCCAGCUUGAGUACCCACCAAGUCACGUCAACCACACCAACUCCACCAUCGAGCCCCAAGAGCCCGCCACGGAUUGCGAUCCGACGCAAAUUCGGCGGUACGCGUGGGGAGACGCCCCAACCGCCAGCCACGAAAUCCACCAUUGCGAUUCCAUCGCCAAAAAGCAACGAUCUCGGAACAACCGAGCAAACAGUCUACAAGAGACGCUACACAUUCACAACAAAACCCAAUUUGAGAACAACCACCCCCGCAACGACAACAACUACAUCAACAACGAGCUCAACAGUGUCCACAACAAUUGAUGGGGUUGAUCAGGAGAUUGAACAGAGCAUCAAUCAAGAAAAUAAAUUCUCAAGCAGUCGCUACAAUCAGAUUGGCGAACCCAUCGAUGAAGAAUUUGUUCUGGCGAUAAAGACAAUUUCAAAAGCACCCCCACCGGUUCCCAUUUCAACCCCAAAAGCUGCCAAUUUUAAAGACAUCACACCGGUGAAGCGCUUUGAAUUGUCCACGACACGAAAAAAUAUUUCGCCAACGCCGAGAGUAACACACUCACGACCAAGCACAACGAGAUCUCAACAAAGUCCAAGCAGAAGACCAAAAAUCCCAGAAGCUUUUGAUAAAAUCAUCCCAAGACGAUCACGAGUACAGACUUCUUCAGCGAGAUCCGACUCGGAAUUCAUGAGUAGAACCUACAAGCCAGUCAUUGACUACGAUUACUACGAUGAUGAUGAUGAUAGGAUCAUUGGGAAGUCCAAUUCACAGGUGAAGGUGAUUCUCCACGGCCAUGGGAUAAUCGAAUGUCUGGACCAGGGCAAUUUUCCACAUCCGUUAUCAUGUCGAAAGUUCAUUUCCUGCGCCAAAAUGGAAAAUGGGGGCGUGGUAGGAUGGGAAUAUACGUGUCCGAAAGGCCUCAGCUAUGACCCUGUGGGGGGUAUUUGCAAUUGGGCAGCUGGACUAGGGUGUAAGGAGUAGUCGAAUGCGCGUGCAAUGCCAGCCCCAUCUUCUAAUUUAUUCUGCGACUACAAAAUUUCUCCUCCAAAAGUGCUCUCUCAAUCUCAAAAAAAAAUGAGAAUAUCUCGCAAAUUAAAGCCAUUAUUAUAAAUCUAACGACAAAAUUCAUUUUGUAAGAAAAAAAAAUCUCGACUGAAAUCAUGAUCUUGUGGGAGAAUUCAAAGAUUCACCUAUAAUUUGUUUUGUUAUGUACUUUCGCUAAUAAUCCCUAAUUGUGUAAGAUUAUAGUGUGGCAUUUCUCUAAUUUUUUGUAUAUUUACUGAGAAAAUAAAACUUUUUUGUACAAAAA
Molecule: messenger RNA, 8921 nt
Organism: Lutzomyia longipalpis
Lineage: Eukaryota; Metazoa; Arthropoda; Insecta; Diptera; Psychodidae
Gene: Cht6
Product: mucin-2
Exons: 11
Coding region: 716-8593 (2625 amino acids)
Biological process (GO): carbohydrate metabolic process; chitin catabolic process
Cellular component (GO): extracellular region
Molecular function (GO): chitinase activity; chitin binding
Source: RefSeq, a predicted model, not a curated record